Messenger RNA from Bursaphelenchus xylophilus (pine wood nematode), 4816 nucleotides. Lineage: Eukaryota; Metazoa; Nematoda; Chromadorea; Rhabditida; Aphelenchoididae. The record is from the annotation of a GenBank genome assembly.
AUGGGGGUUUUUUUCCGAACUCGGAUCCCGGGACUUCUGAUAUUUGCAUAUUACAUCAGUUUGCUGUCAUCUGCAGAUCCCACGAAAGGUAAAUUUGCCGCUCAUUCCUUAAAAGUUUUGUUGAUGGAUGGUGAUCUUGGGGGAGAUAAGAGUGACAUGGAGUUUACCGCAUUCUUCGCCCUUAAUUUGACCCGACAAACCGAGAUGAGGUUCGAAAUGAAAUUCAGGAUCCGUUUUUACCCUUUCUGAAGGGAUAAUGGCAGGGCUCUCCUUUCCUUCGCCUUCCCUCAGAGUAAUGAUCUUAAUGAGCACAUUUAAGUAAAUCUCCUGAGGGAAAGUCCGGUCUCGCGGCUGGUUUGCACUUUGUUUGUACAACCUCAAAAUCCAGUGAUCCGACACUUUCUCUCCUCGGUUCUUCGAGGAUGGGAAUACUUUCGCCAUUCUCAGAAAUCAAAUAAAUUAGAUUCGAAUCAAGGGAAAACACACAUCGGCUUCCAAAUUUAUUAGAUGGGGUCACCAAUUCUCAGGGAAAGCGGAAGAAUGUCAGCGAGUCAGUUAAAAACAUUACUUACUCCUCCGUGGGAGGUUUAUAGAGCUAAGUCACCAACAUCCAAUUUUCCUUAAAUUUUGGAAAAAAUAAGAUCAUUUAGAUCGAAUACGGCUGCGACGACAAUUUAAUGGCCACGGACCCCAGAUUGACCUAAACAUUACGGUGCCCUAUAUAUUCAGUGCUCGUUUAUAUCCCUAUGGACAAUCGAAGGGAGAUCACAUCACACAAUUAGAUCCUCAACCAAUAGACCUUCAUACUCCAUUAAAAUUGUUUGGACGAAAUUAUGAGACAUUGCUCAUCCAUAAAGAUGGAUACCUAAGUCUUUCCCCAUCCAGUAACUUCUUUCCCACUGAUAACGAACGACCAGUUAUUGCAUUGUUUUGGAUGCCGUCAAAAGGCGGAAGGGUGUAUUUUAGAGAGACUACGGAAACUUCCAUUCUGUCAUUGGUGCAAAACGAAGUUAAUAUUCAAUAUCGGUAUGGAAAAGAAUUUAAACCGAGUUCUGUGCUAAUCGUAACUUGGGAAGGGACGUUUAGUGUGGCCGAUGAGGUAAAAUACGAUUCAAAAAUUAUCAAUUCUAAAUUGUAGAGAACAGAAGGGAAUAUUUUCCAAGUUGCCAUUGUUCUCUCUAAUCAAGGUACCUUUGCACAUUUUGUUUACAGCAGACUGGUAUCCAACAACAACGCCGCUGUAAGUGGUUUAAAGUUUAUUUUUAUCAUCAUCAAUUUCAAUAAGAAUUUAUUGUUUUUUAGGCCGGCUUCAGCGGUUCUCCCUUUACAGAAGCUCAUUUUUAUCUUCCCGGUUCUGGCACUCCAACAUCAUCACAUCUGGUUGAGAAAUCGAAUAUUGGAAUUCCAGGAGAAUGGCUCUUCAGAAUCGAUGACUCCCAGAUAUAUUUGUGUGGAGCCGGCUUCAAAGGGCUCGAAUGUGUGGAUUCCUGUAGUCCCAAUCAAUGGUAUCUGGACUGUUCUCGGGAAUGUCAUUGCCAUUCUGGAGUGGCUUGUAAUACCGAGACUGGUGUCUGUCCCAAUAAUCAAUGCAGUCCUGGUUGGACAAAUGCUCCGAGAUGUGAUGAGGAUGUGGAUGAAUGUCUCGACUCUCUCCAUAUUUGUCCCGAGGAGCAGCCUGAUUGUGUGAACACAGCCGGAUCUUAUCUAUGUCUAUGUUUUGAAUACGAUAACACAACAAACUCCUGCCGAUCUAAACAAAGCGGUAAUCGGAUUCCGACGGAGAAGAUCCCGGUCUCAGUCAUGCCACUGGUCCCUCAAAUUGCCCAGAAGGCCACGCCGAAACAGUCGAUUAAGUCGAGGGAUUCGUUGACAACUUCAUUCUCCGUAGAUUCCUUUGGCCCAUCAAUGACAUCAGUGUCCCAAUUGCAGACUAUUGCUCCCAUAUUUGCUCAAACAGAUCAUCCGUUGACAAUCCAGCCAGUGUUGGGCACAAGGGCGAGAUCCCCAUCAAGUUCAACUACCCUGAUUACCCCUCCACCAGCACCCAUUUGCCCUCAAUGUGAUCAGAAUGGUCAUUGUGAAGGGAAUGAAUGUGUCUGCAACACUGGAUGGACUGGAAAUGGAAUUGUAAGGAUGAUUAUUGAUCAUAGACGUCAAGAAAUUCUUUUCAGGAAUGCAUCGAUCUCAAUGAGUGUGCUCAAGAUGGCAUCUGUGGAGCCAAUGCUCUGUGCCAAAAUACCCUAGGAUCAUACCAAUGUGUUUGUGACGUGGGAUUUGUGGCCACAGGGCAAGGAUGCGUAGAUUUGGAUGAAUGCUCGGAGGGAUUGGUGACUUGUAGAGGGGGAGUUACAGCCAGAUGUGUCAAUAAACCAGGAGGGUUUGAAUGUCAAUGUGCUCCAGGGUACACUGGCUCGCCUGAGGGUCCUCAAGGUUGUCAAGGUGAGCAAUAUUGCGACAAUUUAGUAAUCAUUACAUCAUCUCCACUAAAUGAAAUUCUUCUAAAACCAAUGACUAAACUUUCAGACAUCAAUGAAUGUGACACCCCUGAACUCUACUGUGGAAAUAAGGCCAAAUGUAAAAACAAUCCGGGUUCGUACUCUUGCGAAUGCUUCGAGGGAUACGAAAAAGCUCACAAUUCGACGACAUGCGUGGACAUAAACGAAUGCCUUUUAAGCCCAUGUGAUUCAUCAGCUGUUUGUACUAACCUGGAUGGCACAUUUCAAUGUAAAUGUGUUGAUGGAUUCGUUGGAAACGGAAUUGAAUGUAGAGGUAAUCUUAGGAGUCAUAAUGUCAUCAUUUUGUAGAAACAAUUCUAUUCCCCACUGGAAGACAGACUUCGGCUUUGCCUCAAACGGAUAAUGCAGUCAUGCCUUAUCGACUGGAACAACCACUUAAGGUGUUCGGAAAGGAAUUCGAAGUGGUUUUUGUAGGUUUCAACAACCAUCCGGCCAUACAAAAUAUAUUCAGAUAUCAGCCAACGGACUUGUGAGCUUUGAUCGGGCUUUCAGUGAGCCUGUUCUGAACCCGGAGUCAUUGAGAUCUAUUGUUUUUUAUCCGCUGCACGACUCAUACAAGUCAAAGCCCGAGAGUUCUGUCACCUUUAAAGAAAUAACUGGUAUGAAAAUAUUAAACGUCAUGGUUUAAACAUUCAAUUUCAGAAUCCGACGCUACAAACUACGGUCUCUUAAGCCGAGCAUCUCUUCUGGUCCAGAAUAAAUUCAAUAUGCUCAGGUUUCAUGCUAAUCGUUUAUUGGUCGUGACCUACGAAAAACUGUCGGUUUUAAAUUCUUUCAACCAAAAUACUUUCCAACUUGUGAUUGCGCAAUCGAAUGACGCAUCAUUUGUCAUCUAUCUCUAUGAGAAUGUCGAUGAGGACAGUAACUCAGCGAUUGUUGGCUUCUCUUAUCCCAAUGGUAUGGUCUCAGUCCCCGCCAAAACAAUCGCCAAGACCUCUAACGUAGGACAGAAGGGGAAAUGGAUCUGGAAGAUCGAUAAUCCCCACAGAAUCGAGAAUUGCCCGGCAGGAAAAAGGGAGCCCCCUUUCUGCGAAGAUGGUAAGUGAUAAUGAAAAUUUGUACAGUAUGUUAGCCUUCAUUAAACAAAAUAUUUUUUUAAAGACUGUACCCCAGGACGAUGGGGAUUCUCUUGCGAAAAAAAAUGCAAAUGUGCCGACGGAAUGCCCUGCGAUUUUGGAAGUGGAUUUUGUGCAAAUGGAAAGUGCGCUUCAGGGUUUGAAGGUCCGAGUUGCGGAAACGGUAAGUCCAGGAUAUUUGGUCUUCUAAUCACUGUAUGUAGAUAUUGAUGAAUGUCAAAGAGAAAUACACAAUUGUCAUGUCGACGCUGUUUGCACAAAUACAUAUGGCUCUUUCACUUGUAAAUGUCGUCCUUUGUUUGCCGGAGACGGUGUGUCUGUUUGCAAAGGUAUGUUGUUCAUAAUUUGUGUACGUCACACAUCAAUAUAACGGUGGUCAUCAUAUAAGUUCUGGAAUUUUUUUCGAAAUCACAAUUUUCGGUGCACAAAAAAGUCGACUCGGAAAUUGAAAAAUCGGCGUCGACUUAAGCUGGUCUAGCAUUUGGCGGGGUACACCAACCUUGAAUUUUGUCCAUUUUAUGGACCAUCCUUUAUGUACCCACCGGUAUAUGAAUAUCGUAAUAAUCAAUUUUUUCAGAGAUCGAUGAAUGUUUCAAACGCUUCAACAAGAGUUGUGCCCCCCACAGUCGAUGUGAUACCACAAAUCCCGAUUACCCGGAAUGUGUGUGCAUAGACAGAUAUCACGGAGAUGGAAGACGACUGUGUCAGCCAGAUCUAACAACCACUACUCCAUUAUCCACAUUACCAACGACUACUACUGUAGUGCCAAAAAUCAUCGUUCCCAAAGAAUCAGAGGAAGACAUACCAUUCAACAUGAGGACAUGGACCUCAGUAGAGAGUAAGGCGGAAGUUACUCAGCCUAUUAAGACAACUGAGGCUACAACAACUAAGAAGAUACCACAACGACCCAAAGUAGACGUGGCCAAAGAUUAUGAUGACACGGAUAAUGAUAUCACGGUCGGAUCCAAAUUGGAGGAUACGAUAGAAACAUCAAGUAGUAAGUGAUUAAAUAUUAUAAAUCCAACCGACCUUGUUCUAGUACUCUUCCUGAUCGUCCCAGGUGUAGUAGUCGGAGUGUGGCUAGUUCUGGUGAUGGUCGUCCUAGUCCAGUGUUGUCGAAGGCGGAGGAAUGUCCGCCUAACCAAAUAUUCGCCGCAAAUGAUGAGCUAUGGCCAACAUGGCGCCAAUACAACGUCAUCAUAUUUCGGACCCAAUCUCAAUUGA